AUGGCUACUACUUCCGGCGCUUCGCGCAGCUUCUCAACAUCUAUUGGAUCAGAAGCACAUCAGAAAACAGUCAAGGAGAAUCCUGUUAUCAUUGGCCUUUAUGGCCUACCAGGAUCCGGCAAAUCGACUCUCCUCAAACAGCUAAGUCUAGGAACCGCUGCCAAGCUCAAAAGCAUCGUCUUCCUCGAAGGCUCCGACCUGAUACGUGCCGUUGUCCCUUCAGGCCGCACAAAGUUCCGGCAACUAUUCAAUAACAAGAAGGAGUAUUUCAGAGAGCUUGCCAUUGAAACGGCACGAAAAAUCUGCGUCGACGAAGGCAAAAUCGUCGUUGUCACUGGAAAUUACAUGUUCUGGGAUGAGAAAAAAUCCGGAGGUGAGAGGACUUGGACAAAAGCGGACGGAAAGACAUUCUCCCAUAUUCUGUACCUCGACGUACCAGCUGAGGAGAUUGCACAACGUCGCCUGAAUGACACCACAUGCGUAAGACCAAAGAUAACUACGCCAGAGUUGAGUUCUUGGCAGGAGACUGAGAAAGCGGAACUACGGUCGCUCUGCAAAGACGAUGGAAUUUUGUUCUCAGUAUUGCCUUUCUCUUCCAAUAUGGAAGAGGUCAUUACACCAUUCUUGGAAGAUUUUGGUCUUCUCACAGAAAAGCAAAAUUUGCAAUUUCUCUAUGAACUACUUGAAGAGCAAGUGAAUAAAAUUCCCGAACCCGCCCCCGACUGGAUGGUCAUUGCCACGGAUACGGAUGGCACAUUAACUCCCCAGGACACCGGCAAGAUGAUGUGGAAAGACCCCAGCCUCCAAACUACUUGUCCACCACGACCAGGAGAUGUCAUGAUCAAUGAAGUUUUCUCAGGUCCUAUGGGGCACUCGUACAAGGCCUUUCGACAGGCUGCAUUGAUCUACGGAGAGGCGUUUGACGACAAGGACUAUGACGCUUGUUGCAAGCAAGUCGCCAGCGAGGUUGAAUUGUAUCCUGCAAUUCUACCUCUCAUUAAAUGGACCGACAGCAGUGAACAGGCCACUAUCCUUGUCAUCACUUGUGGACAAGAGAAGGUAUGGAAACAAGUACUCCAAAACCAAGCCCCAGGCUGUAAAGUUGUCGUCAUGGGAUCAGGACGAGGUUCAAACGCCUUAGUCAUUACCCCCGAAAUCAAGGCCUCUCUGGUCUCAUACAUACAAGAAGUUGGCCGAUUCGAAGUGUUGGCAUUCGGAAACAGUCCACUUGACAUGCCAAUGAUGAAAGUAGCAGACGAGGCCUUUAUCAUCGUUGGCGAUAAAGAAACAAGAAGCAAGAGCAUGGAUGACGUUCUUGCUAAAGCAAUCACCGAAGACGGCUUUUGGGCAAACCAGGUGCUCAUGACCCCCAAUGCUACACCACGACUCGACACAACCGAAUUCCCAACAUGUGACAUCGCAGACCAAGAAUUUCGGGACGAAAUCAUGAGCCGGCCUAAAACCAACGUAGUCCACUACGCCCGGGACCACAAGGCCAAACUCCUCCUGAUGACACGCACCCGCGAUGCCGGUAUCUCCGGCCCCGCCCUGCGCGAAGCUCACCGACAACUUGGCUACUUUGUCGCCAUCGACUGCGUUGCCGAUGUUAUCGGCCUCGAAGAAUACGACAUCACGCAUGUUCAAGGACAUACCGUACCCGGAUAUCGACUCAAGAAUGAAUCAUCCACCAUCAUUGCCGCAAUAAUGCGUAGUGGAGAACCAAUGGCUUUUGGAGUCAACGACGCCUUCCCCAGUGCGAUGUUUCUCCAUGUGAAGACUCCUGAGGAUAUUCAGGCUGGCCAUAUCCAGGGGAAGAAGGCGAUUAUCUUGGUGGAUUCGGUGAUCAAUACUGGGAAGACAGUGACUGGGUUUCUCGAACGGGUUUAUGCUUUGGAUAAGGAGCUUAAUUUGGGUAGGCAGUUUCGUAUUUUUGUUGUGACGGGAGUGCUCUUUAUCGAUGCGAUUCCUACGUUUCGGAAGAUUCGCGAGGCUUCUCGAAGUCAUACGACAGUGGCGGCAUUGAGGAUUUCGCACAAUUCAUUCACGGGCAAAGGAUCGACGGAUACGGGAAAUCGCUUGUUUAAUACGACCCACCUGGAGUGA
Messenger RNA from Exophiala mesophila, 2103 nucleotides. RefSeq lists its product as uncharacterized. The coding region runs from base 1 to 2103 and encodes 700 amino acids. The transcript has a single exon. The record is from RefSeq and is a predicted model, not a curated record. NCBI's taxonomy places the organism in Eukaryota, Fungi, Ascomycota, Eurotiomycetes, Chaetothyriales, Herpotrichiellaceae.